This is a messenger RNA of Mobula hypostoma (lesser devil ray), 1611 nucleotides long. RefSeq names its product trimethyllysine hydroxylase, epsilon (gene tmlhe). Gene Ontology annotation, biological process: carnitine biosynthetic process. Gene Ontology annotation, molecular function: trimethyllysine dioxygenase activity; iron ion binding. The record is from RefSeq and is a predicted model, not a curated record. Lineage: Eukaryota; Metazoa; Chordata; Chondrichthyes; Myliobatiformes; Myliobatidae. Gene Ontology annotation, cellular component: mitochondrion. The transcript has 5 exons.
AUGGAGAUGUCCACUGACCUCUACUUCACCAUCAUCUUUAAAGACAGGAAGAAGAACCUGGACCAGGUGGCCACAGACGCCAAGCAGACCUGGCACUGGAUCUAUAUCCUCACCAAACUCAAGAAGGAAGACACCAGUAUGAACAACAGAGAGUGGCUGGACCUGGAGUCCAUUUAUGGCCGCAUGUGGGAUUUUACUUCUGACUUCUCGCGUGGUGACACAGCUUACACAAAAGUGGCCCUUGAUCGGCAUAUAGACACAACUUAUUUCCAGGAACCUUGUGGAGUUCAGUUGUUUCAUUGUCUGAGGCAUGAUGGAACUGGUGGAAGAACUUUGUUGGAAGACGGUUUUAAUGCUGCAGAAAAUGUACGGAAACAAAGUCCUGAUAACUUUGAUUUACUCACUAAAAUGCCAAUCAAGCAUGAAUACAUAGAGAAUGUAGGACAAUGUCACAACCACAUGAUUGGAAUUGGACCAGUUCUGAAUGUUUAUCCAUGGAAUAACGAAUUGUAUUUGAUAAGAUAUAACAAUUAUGAUAGAGCUGUUAUUAGCACAGUGCCUCAUGAUGUAGUCCACCAAUGGUACAUUGCACACAGAGCCCUUACUACAGAACUCAGAAAGCCAGAGAAUGAAGUAUGGGUGAAACUAAAGCCUGGAAAGGUUCUAUUUAUAGAUAACUGAAGAGUCUUUCAUGGAUGCGAUGAAUUCACUGGCUACCGAUGACUUUGUGGAUGUUAUCUGAUGAGAGAUGAUGUGCUGAAUACUGCAAAAUCUUGGCAUCCAGAUUUAAAAAUGCUGCUGAACUUGAAGACAAAUUAUGUGGCAAGAAUUCUCGCUCCUUGAAGAUUUUUAGAUGCAAUUAAUGGAGCAUGUACUCUUACUAAGUUACUGAAAGACUAUGCAUUGAUUGAACUAUUUUUCAAAUAAACUUGUAUUUUACCUUCAUUGCACAAUUAAUAUCAUUUGCAUUUGUAAGUUUUAGUGCUUGGCUGUUUGUCACCUUUUAACCUUAGCUUCUUUGUCUAGCCCAAUCCACAAGAAAACUUGGCUUCUAGAUGUUUAUGUUAAGUAGAACACAACUGCAGAGAAAUAAGUGUUUAAGAAACUUUUGGCGUUGGGGAGAAAAGGAAAGGUCUUGUGUGGUUUGGUUUGCACAGAAGGAAAGAUGUCUUCAUAGAUUGUAUCAGUGGUUAAGUGAAGAGUACUCAUGACUGAGACACAUCAUCACAAUCAGCACUAAAGUAGUGUUUGUAGUCAAGCGUUUAAUCGUUCAAACAGAGACCCUAACUGCAGGUAGAAUAUCUGGAGGGAAAGGAGUGUUGUCCUGUGCAAUAUCUAUCUCUAAAUCACCAUCACCCAAUCCAGAAACUGUAAUUCACAUACUGCUGUUUGAGUUUGCUGUGCUGCCCUGUUUCUUCCUCACUGUAGGUGCAGUUCAGAAAUAUUGACGGGGAACUUUGGCUAUAUUAAGAUGAAUUUAUUAUGUCAGUGCAGGUUUCCCUACUUGUGCAAUACUGUGCAACCUAAAUUAUCUAGAUUUUUCUGGCUUUGGAGCACUUGAGGGACUGAGUCAUAGGGAGAGAUUGGACAAAUUAGGACUUAGUACAGGAA